ACCAGCCCUGGAUGUCUGUCUAUGGUCUCCUCCACAGUAGGCUCAGACAGAACAGGAGCUGUAAUCAGAGAGAAAUCUUUGAUUUUGUUUAUUUUUUCCAUCAGAAAUAAAAAAAGAGAUGGAGCUACUGAGGCCUGCACUUCUUAUUGUCUUUAUCUCAACAGCAAUCGCAAAACCAUUCAACAGGCCUGGACACCACAAUGUUCCACAGUUCAACAGGCCUGGACACCACAAUGUUCCACAGUUCAACAGGCCUGGACACCACAAUGUUCCACAGUUCAACAGGCCUGGACACCACAAUGUUCCACAGUUCAACAGGCCUGGACACCACAAUGUUCCACAGUUCAACAGGCCUGGACACCACAAUGUUCCACAGUUCAACAGGCCUGGACACCACAAUGUUCCACAGUUCAACAGGCCUGGACACCACAAUGUUCCACAGUUCAACAGGCCUGGACACCACAAUGUUCCACAGUUCAACAGGCCUGGACACCACAAUGUUCCACAGUUCAACAGGCCUGGACACCACAAUGUUCCACAGUUCAACAGGCCUGGACACCACAAUGUUCCACAGUUCAACAGGCCUGGACACCACAAUGUUCCACGAAUCCACGAGUCCUCAGAAUCUGAUGAAUCAAGAUUGACACCAGGACCAACUGCUCCAACCACAGUGAACCCUCCCACUCCUGCCAUGUCAACUAUCCCACCAGUGACAGAAAUGUCCACGAAUGGGCCAAUUGUCGGUGAAAUGACACCGUCACCAGGGAACGUUACUGCACGUGUCACUGAGGACAUUACAACUCCCACUCCAGCAACUCCCCCUUCACCAACUAGAGGAGACAACUAAUAAUGAGAGAAUUCAUGAGAAUGCUUUAUUAUAAUUAUUCAAGAGUUUAUAAAUCAUUGCUUUUUUAGGUCAUCAUUUUUUGUAUGGGCUGUUUACAGUACCUGCAUUAUAUGAAAUAUCUUUCUUGACAUUUUAUUUGUGUUUUUUAUGCAGCAGCAUUUAUAGGUAAUGUUAUCGAUAGCUUCAUAAUAAGGCCCUGUAAUCUUUACUAGUUCAACAUAUGGUGAUAGUUACAGGUGUUUGGAUGUCUGUGAACUAGGUGAUCAUAAUCUGCUGGGUGUGAUAUAAACAAUUGUGAAUGUUUGAUUGUUUCAUUGCUAUUGCUGUGUUAUGCUUCAGUAUGUCUCUUUACACACAGUAUGUAGUGACUUGCUCUUUGGAGUUUUAGGCUGGUUAUUUGUAAAGUACAUUGAGACAACUGCUGAUUUACAAAGGGCUUAAUAACAUACAUUUGAUUGAUUGAUUGAUUGAUAUUUGUUGUGAACUUGUGUACUCAAUAAAGAGAUAGAAAAAUA
Molecule: messenger RNA, 1362 nt
Organism: Oncorhynchus keta (chum salmon)
Lineage: Eukaryota; Metazoa; Chordata; Actinopteri; Salmoniformes; Salmonidae
Exons: 2
Coding region: 119-847 (242 amino acids)
Source: RefSeq, a predicted model, not a curated record